This is a messenger RNA of Rhinichthys klamathensis goyatoka, 941 nucleotides long. Its product is annotated as asialoglycoprotein receptor 1-like. Bases 1 to 918 code for a protein of 305 amino acids. The transcript is spliced from 9 exons. The record is from RefSeq and is a predicted model, not a curated record. Lineage: Eukaryota; Metazoa; Chordata; Actinopteri; Cypriniformes; Leuciscidae.
AUGGGACGCUACAGCUGCUUCCACAGGAGGAAUAGAAAGGUAUCCUCUAUCUUUCGCACCGUCCACAGUGGAGAAUGCAGCAGAGACAGAGAGUCUUUGUCGAGCUCAAUGAGUGUCCUGAAGAGUUCAGUGUCAGAUCUCACUUCAUCUGUCGCAUCGCUUUCUUCUCAACUAUCAGUCAUGCGGCAGCAGGAUAUGAAGAGCUUGACUGACAGUUUGAAUUCUGCAGUAUCGACGUUGACAUCCAAACUGAAUGAUGCAGUUAAAACGCAGGAUCAGAAACAGACUGAAACCGAACGAUCGCUGGACAGUUUGAAGUCCUCCAUACAGUCUGACCAACAGAGCAAACAACGAGACUUCGAGUCUCUGUCGAGCUCAUUAAGUGUCCUGAAGAGUUCAGUGUCAGAUCUCACUUCAUCUGUCGCAUCUCUGUCCUCUAAACAACAGAUCUCUGAGGACAGAGUCAUGAACGCUCUGAAGGAUCUGAAAUCUAACAUGAGAAACAAAACAGCAGACGUCCCUGUAACCUGUAAAUCUGGCUGGAUAUUGUUCAAAAGCAGCUGUUUCUUGUUCUCCAGUAAUAAACUCAGCUGGACUGGGGCACGAGAUUACUGCAAAGCACAGGGGGCGUUACUCCUCAAAAUAGAAGAGGACGACGAGGAGUGGGCAUUUCUAAACAAACAUACCAUACCCGAGCACUACUGGGUCGGUCUAACAGAUCAGGACACAGGCCAGUGGAGAUGGGCGGAUGACAAUCCUUACACAAUGAACAAAGAACGCUGGGCUCCCGGGCAGCCGGAUGACUGGAAAGAACACGGACUGGGAGAGGAAGGAGAGGAUUGUGGGGAAUUUAUAUAUACUGGGAAACUAAAUGACAGCCACUGCUCCAGAAAAACUAAAUUCAUUUGCAGAGUGUAGAUCUGAAUCUGAAAAGAGCUGUG